AUGUCUAUUAUUUCAUUUAUAAAUCAAACUGAUAAAAUUCAAUUUGGAAUUAUGACAACAACUUCAUUAAAAACGACUUAUGAUAAUAGAACAUAUGCAAAUGCAUUACUUUUUAUUUCUCCUAAUAAAAAAAGUAUAAAUGAUUUAUGUAAUCAUCUUCACAAUCCAUCAUAUAAUAAAUAUAUCAUUUGUUUGUUUAUUUAUUUAAUUAUAAUAUUAAAAUUUUAAUUGAAGUAAUAAUUUUAGUAUUUAAUGAAACAAUUAAUGAAUUAAUACUUCAAAAAAUUGCAACAUCUGAUAUUUUUCAUUGUAUUUAUAAUAUUUAUUCAAUUCCAUUUCAAUUUAAAUGUAUUACUCCAAACUGUUUUAUUUCAUUAGAUAAAAAUCAUUCAUUUAACACAUUAUCUUCUUUUCUUCAUUUAAACAAUUUACAUCCAUCAAUUUUUUUACAAACUAAUUCAAUUACAACUAAUAAUAAAUUACUUGUUGAACAAUUAAAAAAAGAAAUACAUCCAUCAGAUAAUACAUCAUUACUAAUUGUUCUUGAUAGAUGUUUUGAUGGAUAUACUCCAUUAAUUCCAAAUACUUCAAUAUUUGGUCAAUUAGUAGAAUAUAAUCAAAUAAAUCUUAUAACAUAUUUUAUUAAUAAAAGUUUUUAUUUUAAUUUCGAACAAAUUCAUACAAAACAAAUUUAUGAAAUGAAUUUUGUUGAUGCACAAGAAUAUAUUUCUCAAAAGAAAAAAGAAAUUGAUUGUUCUUGGGAAGAAUUAAAAGAAAAAAUUAAAAAUAAUACGUUACAUAGUGGAGAUGAUGUAGAACUUAAUCAAAUUUCACUUUCUAAAAAUAAAUUAGAUAUCGAAAAAGAAGAAGUAGAUGCUUUAUAUAAAAUUGUUUUUGAAUUAUCAAAAGAAAUGAUUAAAAAAUAUCAAACUAAAGAAAAAUUUGGUGAAUAUUUUAAUCUUCAUAAUUCAUUUAAAUUAAAAGAUUUAAAUGAUGAACGAAUUGAAAUAAUGAAAUGUAUUUUAAAUAAAAAUGGAAAUUCAAAAUAUAAUCAACAAAUAAUAAAAAAAUGUAAUGAAAAACAUAGAAUUCUUCCAUUUAAUUCAUAUUACGAUAUAAUUAAUUCAUUAUUAACUAAUACACAAUAUAUUCCACCAAUUAUUGAAUUACUUAAUACAAUAAAAAAUAUAAAAGAAACAAAAAUUAAUAUAUUAAAAUAUCUUAAACUUGAAUAUGGAAAUAUUAAUAAUUGGAAUACAAUUAUUCUUUGGAUUGAAGGUGGUAUUUCUUUGGUUGAAGAAAAAUAUAUCUUUGAUUGGUGCCAAAAAAAUAAAGAAUUUAAAGUUAUUAUUGGUGGUUCAUUAAUAUUAAAUUUUGAAAAUUAUAAAGACUGGUUAUUAGAAUAA
Molecule: messenger RNA, 1406 nt
Organism: Entamoeba nuttalli P19
Lineage: Eukaryota; Evosea; Mastigamoebida; Endamoebidae
Product: Sec1 family protein
Exons: 1
Coding region: 699-1406 (235 amino acids)
Source: RefSeq, a predicted model, not a curated record